Wasmannia auropunctata (little fire ant) is the source of this 5234-nucleotide messenger RNA. RefSeq lists its product as uncharacterized. Lineage: Eukaryota; Metazoa; Arthropoda; Insecta; Hymenoptera; Formicidae. The transcript is spliced from 2 exons. The coding region runs from base 665 to 5002 and encodes 1445 amino acids. The record is from RefSeq and is a predicted model, not a curated record.
AAACUGUUAUUUAAAAUAUUUUUUUAUCAUACAUAUUUUAAGAUUUCAGUACUUUUCUCUUUGAUAAAUAUACUUCUUGUAUUUGAUAUAGUUAAUUAUAUAUUCAAAUAAAAUAAAAUAUAAAUGAAACCUGUUCUUAUUAACACUUCACGAUUAAUUGCUUUGUUUCUUUUCGUCAAUGUGUAUAAUCUUUUUUUCUUUAACGAAAAUCUGUAAUGAUCUUGUUAGCGUGAAUGAGUAUUAUUAAACACACGACGUUGAGGAAGAUGCGGAUAAGUAUUGUUCCGCAUUCCUCUCGCCGUUGCAACCAGCCAUAAUAGCCGGCCGUGCGAGCGGUUAUUAGAGUCGGGUAGUAUAGUUAGCGCUUGGAAGUCUCAUAUACUAGAAUUCUAUUAUUACAUCGGGUUGCCGGCUUAAACUCAGUUGGUCUUGGCUCUCUGAACCGUGAGAACGGCUUCACUUUUCGCACACCUGAGAGUCGAAGCUGCCACGUUUAUCGUGGCCGGUCCAUCGCUGUUACAAGCAGAACAACGCAGUUGUUUAGUCAUCCCCUCGACAAGCGCAUCGAUCAUACCUCGCUCGAUCGUUUGUUAUUGUUUCCCCGUUUUGUCGUCGUUAACUAUCGUCAUUUGGUGUAAACAGAGAAAAAAAGGUGUAAAAGAAAAUGCCAUACUAUAAUGAUGUCCCAUAUUAUUACGGAGGAGGAGCUUACGCUAAUCACAGCUCGUUAAUGACGGGUACAGCACGAACGCCCUUUCAUACUCCACUGUCGCGUUUCUCGCCGCAUCUGUCAACAAUCUCCGAAUCCCCACUCAGCCAUCUACAUCGUUUCUCGCCGAUCUCUGUGAGAUCAGCAAGACGAGUGAUUGACACGGCGGAUAUCGAUGUUUCGUCACCGAGAAUACUCUCACAUAAUGGAAAUCCUCCCAAAAAUCGUCUACGUCGCGAUCGGCCAACUAUCAAGAUCAGAUCGCAGGCUGUAAAAGACAAUCCAACAUUACGCGAGCACAAUGAGAGGCACGAAAAAUCGGUGGGUGAGCUUCUAAUGGAAAAAUUUUUAAUUAAGGAUAAGAAGUUGAUUAGCGACGAGAGUCAACAAGGAAUACGUUUAUAUCAUCAAAUCAAUUUAGAUCGUUUAGAAAAUCCUCAGGAGCGAGAAGCUGUGCAGACGCGAAUCACUCGCAGAUUCACGCGACGCAGGUCUUCCGCUGAUUUACAGCUCGAUCCCGAACAAAUGCAACGGGAGGCUGCGUACGCGCAAGUGCAGGCGAAGGUCCUGGAUAGCCUCGUAGCCGAGGAACAAGCUCAGAUCGAGAAUGAAGCUCGUCGAGGUACUUUAAUAUUCAGAAACGGAACAAUAGCAAGAGGCCCGAUCAUCGAACACUCCUAUGUGAAUACCGUUGAUUCUGAUACAAUGACACAGGAGGAAGAGGAAGCAGCUAGGACAAGGAUAAGGAAAGCCAUGAAAAAAACAAAAAAGAAAAAGAGAUUAUCUGUUGAUAAACAGUUGUCGACUGAUAAGGUUGAUAACAGGCGAUCAAGCACCUCUAGCGAAAUUUCCACUGACUCGCAAAAUAAAGAAAAUGAUGAGUCUCGACCUCAGAUGUAUAAGAUUGAAGCAUGUAACAGUGCCGGGGAUUUCUCCACAAUUUGGGUGAAUACAAGCGUUGAGAAUGAAGGACGCAAAGCGACAGUUGAGAAAUUCAAAGAGAGUGUAAAAGUUUCCAGGAGAUUUGAAACUGAAAAUGAAACGGACAUUUCCUUAAACGAUACAGAAGAAGCGGAAACACAGAUCGUGUUGGCAGUACGAAAGCCUUAUGUAAAGGAUACAUCAAGAAACAGUGUGUAUUUGACAAUGAGGAAGCCCACGGAAGAACUUAACGAAAAACUUAAAGAAAUUGAGAAACUUGAUGUAAGAACAGGUGAAGAUCAAUUGAGCUUAACGAAUGGCUUCGCCGAUGUUGAAAAUAAUUUUCUCAGAAACGCAUCAAAAGAUUCUACAGAUAUAGAUUCAGUGGAGUCGAAUUGCAAGAUUCAAGCGGCAAGUGAUAUUAAAGACUUUAAAGCGUUAAAGAAAAUAGUGUAUAAAAACAUGGAAUCCUCGGCAAAGAAGGAUAUCCAUUCCGUAUCGAACGAUGACUCAUGGGAUAAACGAGAUGCUGUUGUCUCAGCAACAAAAAAAAGCGGUACACGAGUAAUAAUUAGUAAAGAUCCAUCAUUUUUGAAAGAAGCCGAGACAACUGCAAGUUCCAUGCAAUCGAACGACGUUUCAGCUUUCAUUUCGACGAACGCAUCAAAAAAUGAUUUGCAGAUGGAAUAUCUUCGAGGAAUUGAAGACAUUUCGACAAAGAUGAGAACGGAAGAUACUUUCAUCGUAGAUAUAAAAAAUGGUGAAAGUAAAAAAAAUCGUAAUACGAUUGAUAAUGCUACCAAGAAAAUAUUUGAGUACCUAGAAACUGAUUUGACUGUCAAGAUACCGGAAGUACUCACUAUCGAAAAUCCUAUUGUUUCCAUUGAAACAGAUAAGUUCAUAACGGAAAAAGAUAGGCCAAAGAUCUCCGUGAUGUCGCAUGACGAGAACAUAAUAAACUUAAGCGUUGUCGAGACCGAAGCCAGCGACAAUGUUGGUAAAAACAGCGUCAGCAGUGCAAUGCUCACGACAAAUAGCGCGACCUGUCGUCUGCCAAAACUGUCUAAAAUUAAUACGGAUAGAAAUAAUACCGUAGAAGCGCCAAAGCUAUCGUUACGAGAGACUGCAGAGUAUCUGGCUGACUCGCCGAAAAGUGAUCACGACGUUGUCGGAGCCGACGACGCUGUCGCAUUGUCGGAAAAGAACAAAACAUCGAACUUGGCGCAAGUUUCUUCCUUCAAUGCCUCGAAGAAAACCAAUAGCGUAGAUGCAGAUAAACCAAAUUUUAAACUCGAUACGACUCGAUAUAAUGAUGCAGUCAAAUUGGAGGCUAAAGAAACGACCUUGUCCAAGGAAACAAGCGACAAAGGGCAUAAUAAUAAAUAUUUUGAAGAGGCAAAACUACGAAUGGAUAUUAAGCCGGCAAAAGAUAUCAAUCUGACGUUGAGAAACAACGUGAAAGAGAUUGAUGCAAAUGUGUUAUCCUUGAAAACGACUGAUUUAUCAAAUACUGAAGAAAAAGUAAUCAUCACCGAAGCAAUAGUCGAUGCGAAAGAAGUGAAAUUAUUAAAGACUGAUACGAUUAAAAGAAUUAAUCGUAUUGACGUAGUAAAGGAUUCGUCGAAAGAUUCAAGUUUCAAGAAUAAGAUGUUGAAGCUUAAUACUAAAAUGCCGACAUUCUUAAAAGAUAAUGUGAACGGAAGCAUUGUUGCGAACUCAAAUAUUGAAAAAGAUUCAGACACACUUAAAAUAAUGAAAGUUAGAGAUGGCAAAUCAUUUUCUUGUAAUGAUGCCAAUGAUAAGACAAGGAUUUUGAAGAAAAGCCUUUCCGUUGACUCUUCGAAUAUGAUAAAUAAUCUCUCGGCGAAUAAUAUCCCCAAAGUUUUCCAGCAAUCCAUAUCUAUUGAUAAAAAAGACACAGACAAGGAUAUAUCCAUCAAGACGACGUCAGAGGUAAAAUCUCUGAGUAAAGUAACAGAAAAGAAACCAAUGCAAGAAAUGAAGAUCAAUGCAAGUUGCAAUCCUCAAGAUGAAAGUGUAGUAUUAUCAAGGAGUGCCUCUACAGAGUCCAUUGAUUUUUGGAGCGAGAUCAAAGCUCCGAGUAGUCCUGAAACGAGAAUGAAGCAACAGAAUGGAUUUCCUUUUCGCGAGGCAAUUACUUCUAAGCUCGAAAAGAAAAUGAAUUCAAUGAAUUCAAAAUGGAAAGAUAAUGAAAAGAAAAAUGAGAUCGACAUUAAAAUGAGUACUGUGGCACUCGAAAAUUCGACAGUUGGAUCCAGCAACAAAGUCCUCGAAAAGAAAGAAAAAGAGAAAAUUGUUUCGGAAUCUUUAAGAGAGAAAAAAGCGGAAAUCGAAAAAUUUGCGACGAAAAUGGAAAAAAACGUGCCAAUGAUGCAAAAGGUGCCACCAAAAAAGAAGAAGAAUCUUUCGAUAAUGAUCGAUAAUAAGAACACAAGUUUACCCGGAAAGAAAGCUUCGUUGAAGCGCAACGAUUCUGGUACAGCAACUUCCGCAACUACUCCAGUCGAGAUUGCCAUACCGGUAAUAAAUAUAGUUGAAGCACCCAAGUUGUUCGAAGAGUCUGACAAUCGGAAGGUCGAUGAGGAACAUGAGGAUCCCAGCACUCCAACAAACGAGCUGUCACCCGAUCCUUCUUUGAUCAGGAAAAUUUCAAGGUGGAGCAAUCAGGAUGAUUUGACAAACACCGACGAUGUGGAAACUCCGGUUGUGUCAGAGGAAACUAGUCUAACCGCCAGUCCUAGCAUUAGUCCUCCGCAAUCCUCCAAAACAAAGCGUGUGAUCAAGAAGAAGAAAUCAUCGGGUAAAAAGACAUCGGAAACGAGCGAAAAGGGGAUUUGUAGCAACGAAUUAACGACGACAAAUCAACAGAAUGCUACCAAUACUAAACUUGUUUCCGAAAAGCAGCAUGUAGCGAAAAUUUCGCCAAAAGUGUCUCCUAAGGCCAGCCCGAAAAAUACGCCCUUGCAACGGCCGCUCGAUCUCAUAAAAAUGUUUUACACGACGCCGUCUGCAUUACUCACGGCCACGCCGCGGGAUCUUUCCAAAGUCAGACGGGCAAAGAUCAAGAGAAAACGGCAUCACUCGCGCACACCGUCUAUCAGUAGUGAUAGUGGAAGUACGACGAGUACUGCCACAACAGAGAGUAUGGACGAGAAUGGAUCGACUCGCAUUGAAUUGGAUGGUGAUUCCGAACAUAAGAGAAUACAUUCAACAAGGAGCAAUGAUUCCGGAUUCGACGGUUCACCAAGAAUUUCGAGUACUUAUUUUGCGAUUGUUUGCUCGUCAAAGUUUUGCUAUCGAAGACAACUUCCAAAUAUUUUUUUUAGAGAGAGAAAAUAUAUAAUACUUUGACGAUGUGACAUGAGAAUGAUAUUCGAAAUAAUUUAUAAAACACCGGAAAUGAUGAUUUGUUUAAAACUAAAUUAAAACUAAAUGUUAAUUAAUUAUUCUUGAAUUAUUGGAAAAAGAUAGUGUAGAAACAUUAAAGUCCAAAUUUAUUUAAUUAUUUUUCAUUAAUUUAAUAUACACAUAUAUUAUUACGCAUAUAUAUAAUUUUAAAUAUUAUCGUUAAUUUAAUAUAUAG